Molecule: messenger RNA, 1400 nt
Organism: Phalaenopsis equestris
Lineage: Eukaryota; Viridiplantae; Streptophyta; Magnoliopsida; Asparagales; Orchidaceae
Product: transcriptional activator Myb-like
Exons: 3
Coding region: 131-1216 (361 amino acids)
Biological process (GO): regulation of DNA-templated transcription
Cellular component (GO): nucleus
Molecular function (GO): RNA polymerase II cis-regulatory region sequence-specific DNA binding; DNA-binding transcription factor activity, RNA polymerase II-specific
Source: RefSeq, a predicted model, not a curated record
CUAGUGAUUUGUGAAAGAUAAGAAGACUUCCCCUACCCUAGGUUUUUAUUUUUAUUUUUAUUAGGAGUAAAACUCUCCUCCUUCGCUCCCAUCUUUUUCUUCCGUUUCUCAUUUUCCAUUCCCUCUUGGCAUGGCCCUGGAUCACUGCAGUGGCACUGCUCAUGGUAUGGCAAACAGAUUCAACCAAGCUCAACCUCAGCUUGUCAUGUCCCACCCUCCUUCCUCCCCAAAAUCCAUUUUUUCACAAAUGAUUUCCCUCUCCAUUAACCCUUCUACCUCUCACUCAACACACAAACCAUUUCCCUUCCCUGCAUGCUCUGAAACAACUGAAGUGUUCGGAGAAAAGCACAUCAUUUCAGUUGCAGAGGAGGAAAUCAGCAGAGAUGGAGGAGGUGAGAACACAACGGACAGCAGUGGGCAGUCUAAGCUCACUGCAAGAGGUCACUGGAGACCAGCGGAGGACUCCAAGCUUAAAGAACUUGUUUCCAUGUAUGGUCCACAGAACUGGAAUCUCAUAGCAGAGAAGCUUGAAGGAAGAUCAGGAAAAAGCUGCCGGCUUAGAUGGUUCAAUCAACUGGAUCCAAGGAUUAACAGAAGUGCUUUCACUGAAGAAGAAGAAGAGAAACUCAUGGCUGCUCACAGACUUUAUGGCAACAAAUGGGCUAUGAUUGCAAGGGUCUUUCCAGGUAGAACUGAUAAUGCAGUUAAGAAUCACUGGCAUGUAAUCAUGGCCAGGAAGUACAGGGAGCAGUCCUCUGCUCACAGGAGGAGGAAACUAAACCAAGCCAUGCACUUAAGGCUUGAAGAAAUCACUGCAUCUUCUAGACCUCUUCCUCCCUUCCAUUUUCCUUCUUCCAUUGUUGGUUCAAGCCCUCCUCAUCUCAUACCGAAUGGUGGAAUGGCCUCCUUAAGGCAAAAGCCCUCUGAUUGCAUAAUUUCUGGCCACAGAGAUCAAGAGAGGACAGAUAUGUUCAGGCUGAACGAUCAUGAGAUGAAGUCUUAUACCCAUCAAGCAUCUAUUUUGUUUGCAAUGCAUCAAUCAUCUGGAGCUCUACCCUACAAUUCCUCAAUGGUUUCAUCAUCUUGUUCAGGAGAUACAGCUGGGCAUUCUACUGGAGUUGAGGUAAAUAGAAGGGAUGGAAGCCAUGGAUAUAGUGAAAGAUCCAUCACUCCUUCACCAACUUUCAUAGAUUUUCUUGGAGUAGGAGCCACUUGAGGAAAAGAAGAUGAGAGGGGAAGGAAGAAUUUAAGGCUUGUUAAGUGGUUAAGAUCCAAUUAGGGAAUAAAUUACAUGGAGAAGGUUGAGAUUCUUAGCUUGUCUGUUUUAAUGUCAUUAGGAAAUAAUAUUUUUGGGGCUUUUUUUCUUAAUUUUAUGGAUUUUAUUGAACUACUUUUGCUUG